UGGGAGACCAGAUAUAGUGAAUGCAGGGUCCGGGGAGCCCAGAUAUAGUGAAUGCAGGGUCCUGGGAGACCAGAUAUAGUGAAUGCAGGGUCCUGGGAGACCGGAUAUAGUGAAUGCAGGGUUCGGGGAGACGGAUAUAGUGAAUGCAGGGUCCUGGGAGACCAGAUAUAGUGAAUGCAGGGGUCCGGGGAGACCGGAUAUAGUGAAUGCAGGGUCCGAGGAGACCGGAUAUAGUGAAUGCAGGGUCCUGGGAGACCGGAUAUAGUGAAUGCAGGGUCCAGGGAGACCGGAGAGAGUGAAUGCAGGGUCAUGGGAGACCGGAGAGAGUGAAUGCAGGGUCCUGGGAGACCAGAUAUAGUGAAU
Messenger RNA from Staurois parvus, 363 nucleotides. NCBI's taxonomy places the organism in Eukaryota, Metazoa, Chordata, Amphibia, Anura, Ranidae. The record is from the annotation of a GenBank genome assembly.